Messenger RNA from Quercus robur (English oak), 1946 nucleotides. RefSeq names its product probable pectinesterase/pectinesterase inhibitor 21. The transcript has 2 exons. Gene Ontology annotation, molecular function: pectinesterase inhibitor activity; pectinesterase activity. Gene Ontology annotation, biological process: cell wall modification. The coding region runs from base 34 to 1776 and encodes 580 amino acids. The record is from RefSeq and is a predicted model, not a curated record. NCBI's taxonomy places the organism in Eukaryota, Viridiplantae, Streptophyta, Magnoliopsida, Fagales, Fagaceae.
AUUUAGUUUUGAGUCUUAAUUGAUUUAUCAAAAAUGACUUUUGGUGGAUACAAGGAUUCUCCCAACCCUGGACACCAGAAAAAGAAGAAGAUUGCUAUCAUUGGUGUCUCUUCUGUCCUUCUUGUGGCUAUGGUGGCUGCUGUAGCUGUUGGUGUUACCCGUAACCAUGGCUCAUCCAAAACCGAUGACAAUGCUAACAAUGGUGGAGAUGUUUCAACUUCAAAUAAGGCAAUCCAAACCCUUUGCCAGCCCACUGAUUACAGAGAAACCUGUGAGAAGACAUUGACCUCUGCAGCUGGAAACACCAGCGACUAUAAAGCACUUAUCAAGGCGGGUUUCCAAGUCGCGGUUGAGGAACUCAACAAGGCAAUAGCAAACUCAACCACAUUGAGAGAGCUUGCUAAGGAUUCCAGAACCAACCAAGCCCUUGAGAACUGCAAGGAGCUCAUUGAAUAUGCCAUAGAUGAUCUUCAAGAAUCUUUCGACAAGAUUGGAGCUUUUGAAUAUAGUAAGUUGGAUGAGUACCUUGCAGACCUCAAGGUUUGGCUCAGUGGUGCAAUCACUUAUGAACAAACUUGCUUGGACGGGUUUGAGAACACAACCGGUGAUGCUGGUACAAAAAUGAAACAGGUUUUGAAAACAGCACAAGAAAUCACUAAGAAUGGCCUUGCCAUGGUGACUGAAACCACUCAGCUCUUGACCAAUUUGAACAUAGAAAGCGUGAGCAGGAGGCUUCUUUCUAAUGAUGACCAGCGCAGACUCCAAGAGCCGGCAGACCAUUGGUUCUCUGAAGGGCAGCGCAGACUCCUUGCCGCCACAGUAGAUAGCAUCAAGGCUGAUGUUGUUGUAGCCAAGGAUGGAAGUGGCAAGUAUAAGACUAUAAACGAAGCAUUGAAGGAUAUUCCAUUGAAGAGCAACAAGACCUUUGUGAUUCACAUCAAGGCUGGUGUCUAUGCAGAGCAUGUGAUGAUUGAGAAGAGUAUGACCCAUGUCACGUUUAUUGGUGAUGGCCCUACAAAGACCAAGAUCACUGGAAGCAAGAACUUUGUUGAUGGAACCCCCACAUUCAAGACUGCUACAGUUGCUGUGGUUGGAAACUACUUCUUUGCCAAGGACAUUGGAUUCGAGAACACAGCAGGAGCCGAAAAGCACCAAGCUGUGGCACUCCGUGUGAGUUCCGACAUGUCUGUCUUCUUCAACUGCCGAAUGGAUGGGCACCAAGACACCCUCUACGCCCAUGCCCACCGCCAAUUCUACCGUGAUUGCACCAUUAGCGGCACCAUUGACUUCGUCUUUGGCAACUCAGCUACUGUGUUUCAAAACUGCACCAUGUUUGUGAGGAAGCCAAUGGAUAACCAACAAUGCAUUGUCACAGCACAAGGCAGGACAGAUAGGCGUGAGCCCUCAGCACUUAUCCUCCAAGGUUGCACCAUUGCAGCUGAACCAACUUACUUAGCUGUGAAAGAUAUCAACAGGGCUUACCUUGGUAGACCAUGGAAGGAAUUCUCAAGGACCAUCAUCAUGCAAUCAACAAUCGGUGCGUUUAUUCAGCCUGAAGGGUGGUUGCCAUGGAUGGGUAGUUUUGGUCUCAACACUUGCUUCUAUGCUGAGAUUGGUAACAAGGGUCCUGGUUCUGAUCAAGCCAAUAGAGUUGCAUGGCGUGGUGUUAAGAAAAUUACUCUGGACCAUGCAGCGAAAUUCACACCGGGACGAUUCAUUGGAGGUGAUAAGUGGAUUAAGCCCACUGGGGUUCCCUACACUUCUACCUUGCUGUAAUUACAAGAGGAAUUCAUACGCCCAGCUAAUGGUCAAUCAGUCCUUUAUACAAAUUAAGGAUCCGAAGUAAACCACAUCAUACUUAAUUAUUUUUAUCUAAGUAAUUCUUUUUUCUUUUUUCUUUUUUGAAGUCUUUGAUGACUAUAUAUAUAUAUAUGUAGCAUUAUACG